UUUUUAACCUCAAUUUUCGUCUGUUGCGAAUCUCUCUGUCUCUCGAUUUUACUACACCACUUAAAAGGCGAAUUCUUUUCUGCAAUUUUGGCAUCCUUUCUUCCAUUCGAGGGAGAUCAUUUUUGGAUUCUUGAAGUUUCUUGGCGUUCGUUGAUUUCCGAGCAUCGAAUUCGGAUAGAUGCAAUCGAUUUAUCAGAGCUCGGGCUCGGGCCCUACAUUAGGUCUGUUGUCUUGAUUGUGGAGGAGAAGAAUUUAGGUCUCUGCCGUCUGUUUCUCCGGUUGAUCAUCGGUUUCCACCUGCUGCGAUGAACCACGAUGAUGCUUCUGACCUAGACCCUUCCUUCGUCCCAAGAUUGCGUCGCAGCCGAAGAAACGGUGAGGAUCGCUCCUCUUUCAAUCGUAUCAUUGUUCUACGCGAUCCCUCUAAUUCGGGCGCUAUUAGUAAUAAUGGUGUUGGAGGUGGAGGAAAUUAUGAGAUUUAUUAUGAUGAUGGUACGGGGGCUAGUCUCCGUUCCUUGCCUUCUAAUAUAUCCGAGUUCUUGAUGGGAUCGGGGAUCGAUCGCCUUCUCAAUCAAUUGGCGCAACUGGAGGUGAACGGGGUUGGCCCAUUGGAACACCCACCGGCGUCGAAGGCUGCAAUUGAAUCUUUGCCUGUGGUUAAGAUUCUUGCUAGCGAUGUGCCUUUGGAAUCACAUUGUGCGGUCUGUAAGGAACCAUUUGAGCUCGACUCUGAGGCUCGACAGAUGCCGUGUAAGCAUAUUUACCAUUCGGAUUGUAUAUUUCCUUGGCUUUCUAUCCGGAAUUCCUGUCCUGUUUGUCGCCACCAAUUGCCUACCGAUGCGCAUGGCAGUGGCAGGAGCUCCCCAGCUUCUGCUGAAGAAGUUGUUGGAUUAACAAUUUGGAGGCUUCCCGGUGGGGGAUUUGCUGUUGGAAGGUUCACUUGGGGAAGGGGAGCUGCAGAACAUGACCUUCCUGUUGUUUACACUGAAAUUGAUGGUGGGUUUAGUACCACCAGCGGUGUUCCAAGGAGUAUUACAUGGGCGUCAAGUGGGAUAAGAUCAAGUGAAAGUGGUGGAUUUCGUCGUAUUUUUCGCAAUUUCUUCUCCUUUUUUGGGAGGUUUAGAAGUACAUCCCGUCGUUCUGGUUCAGUUACUGGUUUAAUUAGAAGGAGCUUCUCUACUACCUUAUUCAACAGACGCUCAAGGAGGAAUAAUCACUCUAUGGUGUCGGACGCAAACUAUACAUUUUCUGCUUAGUUAUAUACUUAUAGAGAGGUUGAAUUCCCAUCCUGUAUGCUCUUUACAAUUUUUGUUUUAUCAGAUGUAUAUAGCUAUACAUCAAAAAGAAAUACUGAAUUUGAUAGCUUAAAUAUAGUUGACUGGAGAGUUUUUGACAUGGUGGGACAAGUAUAUGUAGAGAUAAGGAAGGGAGAGAGUUGUAGAAUCUGCCCAGUCAAGGGUUUUUCGCAGUUCGAGUAUUUGAUAUCUUUUGCUGUUUGAUGUUAGAAGGAAAGAGAUGGGUAAGGAAUUCUUUUUGAUGUCUAGUAGGUUCAUUUUUUCCUUUUAUGCAACAUAACAUUGUAACUUCGCUGCAAAGCAGCUCUUAUCUUUAGAAUACGAAAAUCUUCUGUUUUUAGUA
Molecule: messenger RNA, 1638 nt
Organism: Cucurbita pepo subsp. pepo (vegetable marrow)
Lineage: Eukaryota; Viridiplantae; Streptophyta; Magnoliopsida; Cucurbitales; Cucurbitaceae
Source: RefSeq, a predicted model, not a curated record